Messenger RNA from Petromyzon marinus (sea lamprey), 10697 nucleotides. RefSeq lists its product as uncharacterized. The record is from RefSeq and is a predicted model, not a curated record. Lineage: Eukaryota; Metazoa; Chordata; Hyperoartia; Petromyzontiformes; Petromyzontidae. Gene Ontology annotation, molecular function: protein binding.
AAGUUCACGUGAAAAGCGAGGACCGGGAAAGACUUAGCAAGUGCGUGCACACGUUAAAGUAAUGUACUCCCCAUAAAUCACCUUAAUUCACAAGCCCCUUCGGAGCAGUGAUACAGUGGCCUGUGCUCCACGUUGACUUCGUAAACUCUCUCGCCUUGGCCGUUAUUUGACACCGGUGGCGGUAACUCUGUCAGUCACGUGGCCAGCGUUGGCAUGCCGUGGCGCACAUUAGUUCUGGCAAAGCGCAAUGCGUUUGCCAGAUGCCGCUCGUCUCACGGUGCCUGUCGUGGGUGGCUAACUAUAUCCAUCGCGGGGUUGCGCUUCUCUGACCGCGUCUCCCACCACGGCGCGCGUGUCAUCUCCGCGCGGGCAAUGGUAACAACGCUUUAGCUCCUGACCUUCAAAUUUUAAUUUGUGUAGACCACCAAAACUCAAGUUAGCAGUGGGCUGCAGUUAAAGAUUUGUGAAGUGAACAUGAUGGCCGCAAAAAUGAACCCGAAGAUGGAUACACGGCAUGGAAGAAACUCUGUCCCUGGAUUCUCUCGUGAAGUAAUGUCUCCUGACAGUUCUUACCAGGAAAACUUUUUGGAUGACAAGGAUCUUCGAGAAAUGACCGAAGGGUUCCAAGCAUGGACGAAGGACCCGGUGGCACAGCCGCACGUGCAGGUGGUCGUGUCGAGCCCGUCAUUCUCCAUGCUGAGCGCCCAGGGCAGAGACCGCGGCAUGUCCGUUCUGUGGGAGACGGCGCCAGGCCCUCGCUCCUCCUCACGCUGCUCCUGGACCUCGGGGUGCAGCACGUCCGGCGUGUACAGCCCACCGCCGCAGCUGGCGCCGCCACCACCGCCGUCACGGCCCCUGGCCGCGUCCCCCGGUCGCAUCAUCUUCAUCAUGAGCGGCAAAGAGGUGGUGCUGGGCCAGGACUGCGAGGGGCUCGCUCCACCGCCCCGAACCAUCGCCUCCACCGCCGCCGCUGCCUCGGGUUCACGGCGAGUGCCGGCAUCCGAGCCGGGCGAUCAGCCAUCGGAAGAUGAGACCGCCGCCGGCUGGUACGCUUCGGGCGUCUUGUCGGCGGACGAGGGCGUUGGCAUGUCGCAGGAGAGCGACCUGGAGCAGAGCGUCGGCCGCUUUGGUGCUCAGCGUCUGGCCGAAGAGUAUGGUAAUGGAGAUUUACUAGCCACGGCCGCCGCUGCCGCCAACGUGGGUCUUGCACGAGCCGAUCUGGUGGAGACGAAGAAGAUUGCCGACGAAAUGUCACUGCAAAAGGAUGUCUCUUUGGCUCAUGACUUAAGAGAUGCAACGCAACUGCAAAAAUCCACCUUGUCAGAAGCUUCCAUUGAGUCUGUUGGUGAGCUAGCUGCAGAUAGUCACGUGACUCCCGAAACACUGGUGGCAGGAGAUUGUGGCGCGUUGGGUGAUGGUGACGAAGUUUUUAGUGGGUUCACUAAAAUAAUGGAGGGCAGUGUUGCAGCGAUUCUUUCAUCUGAACCACUUAGUAUCGAGAGCGCUUUCAAAUCACCCGACGAGGUUAAAGAUAACACACCGUCAGAAAAUGCCAGCGUUCAUGAAAUUCAAGAGAUCACCAGUGCGACCACUCUUGACACUGCCGUGCCAAGAGAUGGGCUGAUUGACAAUGAAAAUAAAGUCGGCAGCCUUUCAUUGGACAAAGGUCAACAGGGAGAGGCUAAAGAUGACAUCAAGACUGAGGAGACAGUGAAGCAAGGUGCAGUGGUAGGAAUUUCAACAACCGUGACUGCAUCAGAUCUGCCUGCUUUGCGUGCUGAUGAAUUCCUCCCUGCAGACAUGGAUAAUGCCAAGGCGGCCGAUUCAGUGUCACAAAUACCAAGUGGGGCUUCUACUGAAUGUGUAGAAUCGGCGGUUGAAACUCCAAGCGUGCCAUCUGUAUCACAAGCAACAGCUGUGUGCAUCACAGCAGACGUCACGGUGAUUGAGGAUGGUAAAGAUGAAUCAGUGGAUAGUGUGUCCAAUAUAUCUCACGACGUAGCUGCAUCUGUUGCUCUUAAUGCACCUAAAAUUAACGUUAAGCAAGCCAAUUCUGAAGGUGUUCUUGAAGUUCCUUGUUUACAACAGUUAGCUAAAACAGCUGCUAGAGAAAAACAAGAACACGGUGUCUCUGAAGUGGCUCCACAGGGUGCACGUGAUGCAAUAUGCCGAGGAGCCUUCGGCGUUAACGAAAACGUUGACGAUUGGGAAAGAAUCGCAGCGGCUAGCGACCAAGAGAGGGGGAGCGCAGACACCAAUAUCCUGACCAGCGACAGACAUCCAGCUGAUGAAAUAACAGGUGGCGGUGUGAAAAGACCCGAUGACAGCCAACGGGGCUUUGACGCUACGCCUGACAGCCACGACCCCCCUGUGACAACCAGUAGCACUGACGCUCAAGCAAUCUACGGUGCUGAUGAUAGCGAAGGUCUUGAGAAAAGUAAAGAACCCAUGGCAGACCAAGCUGAGGUAAUUUCAGGAGAAAUCACUCCUAGGCAGACUGAGCAUACGGCGCCGCUGUGCUAUGAAGAAUCUGUUUAUCCACUGGAAAAUAUUUCAGGGGAACACGCUGUCUCGAAAGAUAACGCUGCGGGUACAUUUGCAACUCUUAAGGAAUCUGAGGUGGAAAUUUCAAAGCAAAUGACCACAGCUCAAUUGGCACAGCAGGCAGUGAAGCCAUUUGAGGAUAUGGGGACACACGUUUCUGCCGAACGUGGGGAGCAACUUGAAGCAAGUGACAUACCUUCCAAUGAACCGGUCACAAGUGAGUGCAUUAAUGCAUCUGAGGCAACAUGGGGCGAGGGUAAUGCUGUGGGGAUGGACACUGCAAAAGAGACCGUCGCUGAAGUUGAAUAUUUCCAUGAUAUCACUGGCCAGGUGAAGGUGGAGGUGGAGCAGUCUGGAGAUAUUUUGCCAAAAGAGGGUGUAGCAGCAGGCAAGUUAUCUGGCAAAGAACUGUACGGAGGUGUUAUCACCGAGGGGCACGAUGCGCCUAUUGCAGGUGACAGACCAGAACACGUAAUCAGCAUGCCAAUGUUUGAGAAGUCAAUUGAUAGAGAAGAAGCUCAUCUAGAGGCUGAUAUUAUGAGAUCACAUGGAUUCCCUGUCUCCAUACAACAGGACACACAGAUGGAGUCACUGACAGAGAAGCCGACAGAUGGCGUUUCUGAGAUCUCUACUCAGUUUGACAACAGUCUACAAGAAGGAACACCUCAACCAUGGGACGGUGGGGAAGAUUACACUCAGAUUUUUGAACCCAUACAAGCUGAGACCUCCGCAGUCGAUGUAGAUGGUCAAACACAAGGAGAAGGAUGCAGACCUGUGUCUUCUGAACCGUUUGUAACGCAGGUGUCUGAUGAUGUGGCUGUCCCUAGUGACCUGAUGGAUGCUGGCCAACUUGAAUUGCCAGUGUUUGUCUCUGCGUUACACGAGGAGGAAAUUCCUGAUGGAGUUAUUAAAAUGAAGCCCUCCGAUGCUGUUGAGAGUGAAGUGUGUGCCUCAUUGAAAGAGGAUGUCCCUGAGUGUACAAACGCAGUCUUUAUAGAACUUGCAACAGAAUUGAUGGAAGAGCCUCACAUGUUGGGUCAUGACACAAUGGGGACAUUGAAAGAACAUAUCAAUGACAAUGUUGAUGAAGAAAAACGUGUAGAUUUGCAGAUGAAAGAGCCUAUAGAUAUAUUGGAUCAAAUAUAUGUGGGCACAUUUAAAGAAGGCAUCUUGGAUGAUGCUGACAAAGUUCUGAAAGAUAUUGUUACGGAGUCUGCAGAAGGUUUAGAGGAACGUGAGUCCUUGUCCUUAGGUGCCUUGGAUGAAGAGGAAAUUGGAAGACCUGACGAGUAUGUUGACGAAGUAACGAUUACAGAAAUAGAAAAUGUGUAUGAAGGUGAACCCGCUGAGGUCAUGGACUAUGAAUCAAUAGGAGCAUUUAAAAGGAGUAUUGCAGAGGGCGAUAUAGAAGAAAUAAAACCAUUUGUGAUAGAACCUGCGGAGGAUUUAGACGAAUUUGAGAUGCUAGCUGGCUUGGGUCAAGAAAAUAUUAAAGAGCAUGCCCCUGGUGGGGACGUUGGUAAAGAUGGAAAGAUAAUCAUUACAGAACUUACGGCAGAGCUCGAGGGAGCUGAGGCGUUCGAUGAAUUGGAUCAUGACAACAUUGGAAGACUCAGACAGCAUGCUUCUGCAAACGUGGAAGAAGAGAAAAAAGCAUUCGUCACAGAGCCUGCCGGAGACAUCGAGGAAGUUGAAUGCAUAGAUGUCUUGGAUCAAGAAAAUAUUGGGAACACUAAGGAGCAUGUCACUGUUGGUGUUGAUAAAGAGAUAAAAAUUACCUUCACCGAAUUUGCAGAAGAUUUAUACGGAGGUGAACAUUUCGAUAUCUCGGAUUACGAAUCAAUUGAAGCAUUUAAAGAUGACGGCCCCGAGAGUGCCGAAUGUGUCUUGGAUCCAGAAUGCAUGCAAGCAUUCGAAGGCCUGGCACCCGAGAACGUUAACGAACACGUGCAUAUAGUCAGCGCUGGACUUCCGGAAGACCUGGGGAAAGAAGAGCCCACUGAAGUCAUGGAUCAAGAAGAAACACAUGCAUUUAGGCCAAAUGACGAUGAAAUGUUUGAUCAAGAGAUGAACGAAGGUGUCACAGAUUUUCUGGAUGCAGAAGAAGGUUCAUUUGAAGGUAGAAUGGAUGAGAUCCACCUUGAGCUGGAUAGAGAGGCCAGCUUGGGAUCAGAGGUUCAAUCCGAGGAAGGCAUUGACUUUGAAGUGUGGAAGGCGCAAAGAGGAUUAGGGGACUUUGCGGAACUGUAUGAGAAUGACAUUUCCCUGGAGGCUGGAGAAUCCAUUGAGGACCCGGAUGCCUCGCUAAUAUCAGUGGAGGACGAGGACUUUGACGACGCCAUGGACAAGGAGGUUGAGGAGUACAUGGACGCGGAGGACUUUGACAUCGCCGCGAUGCUUGCCGAGCUCGAGUCUGGCUCUGAGGCCGAGAGGAAGUUGAAGCAUCCCGACGUGUACUGCAUCACGUGCAAGAAGCCCAUCCCGGCGCUCGAUAAACUCUUCGGAGAUCACAAACACCACAGGGUGACCGCUCUUAAGACGGCCGUGAGACUGAUCAAGGCGGUGCUGAAGGAGAACACCAAGAUCCUAAUGGAACGGAGCAAUGAUGUCGUGGACCUUCAGAAACUGCUGUAUGAGAUCUCAGAUUCCUUAGAGGAGAACUUCAGCGAGCAGGAGCAGGCGAUGCAGGAGGAGUUCGACACGCUCAUGAGGGUGCUGUCGGACCGCUACGCCGAGCUGUGCACGCCCCUUGAGGAGGAGAAGAAGGCCAAGCUGGAGGCGCUCUACGAGCAGCUGGUGCAGUGCAGGUGCAGCCUGGAGAGCACGCGCGCUCUCAUCGCCGAGGCCCAGGCGCUGGAUCCCGUCGCCGACCCCCUGGGCUUCCUCGCGUCUGCAGAAGAUCUGAAAGCCAGGCUGGAUCUUGCAUUAACAGAAGGGCAAGUCGAGCAGUUUCAACCUAGCGCAUCAGCGGAGUUCCAGAACGCGAUGCCGGACCUAUCUCACGAGAAAAGCAUUCUGGAUGAGAGCCGCUGCCUGAGCGUGCCGUCCCCGCCCACGAUCCGGCCCCAGGAGCCGUCCGGAACCACCAGCAGCUCCGUGCUGGUGCAGUGGACGGCGGAGCCGGACGACACCGUGGACCACUACAAUGUCUUCUACCUGGCGGAGGACGACUUCCAGUGCGAGGACACCGACACGGUGAACGUGAGGCAGGAGGCACGAGAGGACUUCUGCCUCAUCGAGGACCUGGAGCCCAACACCUUCUACGUCUUCUGGGUAUCGGCCGUCAACACAGCAGGCGCCAGCCCACCCAGCGACUGCGUCACCUACUGCACCGUGCCCGAGCCGCCGAUCAUCCUGGUAGAGGAGUGCACGGCAUGCAUGGACGCAGCCACGAUCCGAUGGGACUCGGGCAACUUGACCGCCGUGGAGUCGUACUCGCUGGAGCACUGCAUGCAGGCGGAAGGAGACGUAGACGACGACACCUCCGAGAGCCACAUCACCAGGUGCAUCUCGGGGAUCCGGGACUGCGAGUGGGUCGUGAGGCUGCAGCCGGGUCAGACGUAUGCCCUGUACGUACGUGCGGUCAACUCGGCGGGGCCCAGCCAAAGGUCCGACCCAGUCCUCAUCCGAACCAAAGGGACCCAAUUCCUGCUGAGGAAGGAGUCCGCUCACCCAAGACUAAUCAUCUCCGAGGAUGGAGCUGUCAUCGAGUAUGACGGGCGAGAGGAUGAGUAUCUGGACCCCAACCCGAACCGAUUCUCCAGGUGCAUGGCGGUGCUGGGGGAGCUGACUCCGUCGCGCGGCCGCCACUACUGGGAGGUGAGCGUGGGCGAGUGCGAGGGCUACCGCAUCGGUGUGGCGUACCCCGACACGCCGCGCGACGGCCUGCUGGGCCAGAACGACUCCUCCUGGUGCAUGCGACUCAUCUGCACACCUGCCAGGCACAAGUACGAGUUCCUGCACGCCAGCCGCACGCCCGACAUCCGCACGACCCUCGUGCCGGCCCGGAUCGGGGUGCUGCUCGACUUUGACGCGGGGCGUCUGGCGUUCUUCGACGCCGAGCGAGGGCAGCUCCUCUUCAGCUUCCGGCAGCGUCUGCAGGGUCUCCUGCAGCCGGCCUUCGCGCUCGAUCAACCGGGCAUGCUCGUCCUGCACACGGGCCUGGCACCGCCCGCCGGCCUCGCCUACUGCUGAGUUUCUUCGGUGCUUGGGGUGCCGGUGACGCAUGUAGGGCUGCCACCUUUUCCCUGGGGUUAUAUUUUUAUUCUGGGAUCGUCCCGUUUUUUGAGGGAGCUGUCCAGGCAGGAGGGUAACUGGUGUGUGGUAGGGGGGCGGAGGGGGGGUGCCUUGGCCCACCCCCCCCUCCCCACUGGUGGCCAAAGUUACGAGUUGGGGCCCCAUUGACAACCACGAUGAGACAACAGUGUUAAAGAACAAAACACGUGUGUGAUGACGUCAUUAGGCAAGAGGAUCCGCGAUAUAUAGCCUAGGUACGACCGUGCGAGACAAAUACAAUAUUGGGGCCCCACCCGACGGACUGCCACACUCCCCUGAGCUGAUAAUGUAGUUACUUUCGCCACUGUGUCCUGGGAAAUCUCUUAAGCCUUCUCAGGACAUUGAAUGUCGUGGUUUUGUCAGUUGCGUAAUGAUACACCACUCAAGACAACGCAUGUACGUCAAGUUUCUCCCUUUUUUCAGUAUUGUGAGAUAUUCUUCCUCCCGUGAUAUGUCUCGGUUUGUUUUGUACCUCAGAGGUGACAACCCUGGUGGCACUAUACUUUUACAGUUGGCGAGUUUGGGUCAUUCAGCCACGCCAUCUACAGAGGCCCGGAUCAAUCUCCAGAAACCAAGUAUGGCACAUAAACCGGUUAAAGUCUAGCCUUUCCCUUUUGCUGUCCCUGCCAACUCUGCUCCUGCAACCAUCAUGGUCAUUGGCUGUCAAGAAUAGCUCCUUGCCUUUGCUGCACGUCCUGUCCCUGGGAUGCAUUUCAUAUAACUGCAUCCCUGUUGGGGUGGGAAAAUAGAAUCCGCUAUUCUUACUCAGACAGUUUGGCUUUAGAAAUACUGUCUUUCAACAUGAUGUAAUCCGACUCUAUUCAGACGUUUAUCAGCCUCACUCUCCAAAUAAAAUCUGUUUUCAUUACUGGCUGAUUUGUGUUAUCCAGACUAAAGUCUCUGCUUAGCAACUGUGAUAUAAAAUAUGCAGGUGACUCGUUGAUAAUUGGGAAGUGGAGGCAACAUGUAAUAUUAAUAUUGCACCAGUGCAGGGAAGAAGCAUAGAUUUGUUUUUGUAUUAUUCAUCCGGUGGAAGAAGCUCUAAUCAAGCCAUUGUGUUUGCAUUUCAUAUAUUCAAUGAAUCCAUGAGCAUGUAUUAUCCAAGACAAUAAAACCCCAAGCUUCUGUUGUUGUUGUCAUUAAUGCCGCCACCAUUUGCCAACAGCAGAAUCGUUUAUGAUGGGAGCCACAGAACUCACUUUGCUGGUAAACACCGGCAAUUGUCUACGUUGCCGGUGUGAGCUCACCCGUGAUUAAUCGCGCAGAUAUUGCUCACUCUGUAGCAUAUGGGAACCUAAGAAGCCAUUUUGCAUGGCUGCGGAGAGCUAGGUGCGUUUUUUUGUUAUGACGAUUAUGAUUAUUAUUGUGAGUGAAUGCAACGGUGAUCAGGGUUUGGACCCAGAGCCACACGUGCACAGCAGCCAUUUUGCAUAGCUGCAGAGAGCUAGGUGCGUUUUUUUGUUAUGACGAUUAUUAUUAUUGUGAGUGAAUGCAACGGUGAUCAGGGUUUGGACCCAGAGCCACACGUGCACAGCACAGUGCGAGGCAUGUCCCCAAUUUAGAUUUGGAUGGACUUGGUGCCGAGGAAUUGAGAUGCGGUGCUAUGACGUGGAGGGUUUUUCUGAUCGCGAUUGCAGAUAUGGGGGUUUGCCCUUCUCAAGAGGACUUUUGGAAUAAAAUGUUGCUGUUUCGCAACCCCCCCCCCCCCCCACUGGUGUGAAGCUGUUGUGGAGUCGCCCACUUCUCCCGAGGACAGAACGCAACACAGAAUCUCUGCUCAUCGUCUCCGAACUUUAUCAUUAUUAAUGUCGUCUAAUUAGCCGAUCUGUAUCCCCCCCCCUCGGGAGGAGAGGGGACAGGCCGACAGGGCGAACUGGCUACAUCUAUCAACUUUGGUGGGCACAGCCUCCAUUCUCCUCCGCUGAAAAACUCCACUUUGCAUAUGAUUUCCACCUUGUCCUGGUUUGCCCAGGAUUGUCCUCUGCUAAAUCUGUACAUUUCUGUUGGACAAUUACAAGGCCUGGUUUUGUUGUGUAUCAGUACAACACUCAAAACAUAUAUAUGUAGUCCCCCCGCCCCUCUUCCUGUAUUGUGAAUUACUAUUCUUUCCAUGAUAUGUUACAGUUUUUUUUUUUGUACUGCAGAGGCGGCAAUGCGGAAUUCGUUUCGGCAGACCCACGGCCAAACAGAACGGUGCUGCUGGGUACCUUUCAAGAGGCACCCAAUCGAGAGCAGUGCAGAGGUCAGAGGGCAGAUACCAUAUAGGGCAGCGUAUGCCUUUCCUUUGAGCCCAGCUCUGCAGCUGUGCCACUUUUUUCUAUGCACCGUUUUAUUUAGGCAGCAAAGCCUCCCUGGGUCUUAAAGAUGCAGGUUUUUGCCCGGUUUACGCGGGUUCGGUUGGUGCAAUUUUGCGUAUACGCGGCUAACCUAAAAUUCGCUAUAUGCGGUUUUACUCCACUGAAAUUCGGACAUGCGGUCGGACGUGCAACAACAUCGCGUGUGUACUGUGUGCGCGACUCGGCAGGCAGCUGUCUUGUGUGGUUUUACAUUGUGCGCCCUCUUUUUGGAAAGCAUCUACCGCGUAAAGCGAGGGACACCUAUGUUUUAACAAGGGCCCCACGUUCGAUGUUUUCACACUUCCAGAGUACUCGUUAUGCGUGGAAUAAAACUGGAGUACCUGGAAAGUGUCACUUAUAGGGGUUAUUACGUUUAAAAAAAAAGUCUGUACACCCAGGUGAGUAACCUACUUGCAUCACUGCCUUGUCGAGGCUAACUCAGAUACACUUCAGUUGGGUGGCUAAGGACACGGUGAUAUUUGUGUGAUACAUCAACCCAGCCUCUAAAUAUUGCCAUUUGAGGCUUUGGCUACCAUUCACCACCACGUCUAUCAGCAUGAGAAUUAGAUUACACAGUUGCAUAAGCACCAACAUUACAAGUGUAGGUUUUUAUUUUACCGUUGCGCACAAUAUGCUGCAUUUUUAUUUUGAAACAAUAUUUUUUGCGAGUAGUCGUCUGUGUAUUUGCUUUGCAUUAAUAUUGCACAGAAAAGCUUUUGUGGAAUUAAAGUACUUUAGCGAUCGCAUUGCAUCAAAAAUGCAAGCCACUUUUCUCCCGUGCGUCAGAGCGUAUUGGUGGCCACCGUGUCUAAUGGCAUCGUGUGAGUCGGAUAAAAUAUAUUUUUUAAAGAAUGCUUUCAAAGUCUAUUUUCGGCGAUGACGGCAGCGACACGUUUAUGGGCUUAGUUUAAUGGAUCUUGUGUGCCUCUGUCACAGUGACCUGAGUGAGUACUUUGUUCUGUGCUUAUGAUAAAUGUAUCGGUGUAUAGACAUUUUGCCGGUGUAGUUGCUGGACGGGCGCGGCGGGGGGGGGGGUCCAAAGCUUUUUAGAAUUCAAGAGUGAAUGUUGUACCAACUGAUUUGUUGGUCUUGGCUUUAAUUCCCAGCUUGACUGCUCAUCAACACAACACUCUGAACCAGGGGGUGGCGAUGGACGCCUUUCAUCCGGUACCGUAGAGCUGGGGUUGGUGUAUCACGUGACAAAUCACAAGCGUUACCCCACUUGCUGGGCAGCGACGUUGCCUCCAGGAGGCAAGUCCAGCAAGUAGGCUGCUUAUCUCUACGUGCUGAUUUUGAGUCGUUAUCUCCACACAUGUGCGGCCUUUCUCGGUGGUACUCCUGUGGGGGGGGGCGGGGGGUUAUUUUUUUUUUGCCACGGACAAAUAUCACUCGAUGGUGAAUCUCUUACAAACGUAACGAGAAAACCUCCUUAAAAAAUGCAACGAGACUCAGUUUGAUGCUUCGCCGAGCGAAUACACAACCGUUGCUAUCGCAUUAACAGCGUUGGCCGUAUUCAAAAAUAAACCUGUACUAUUUAGCGAG